Molecule: messenger RNA, 697 nt
Organism: Ascoidea rubescens DSM 1968
Lineage: Eukaryota; Fungi; Ascomycota; Saccharomycetes; Ascoideales; Ascoideaceae
Exons: 1
Coding region: 181-402 (73 amino acids)
Source: RefSeq, a predicted model, not a curated record
GCGAUCUGCACGUGCGUCAUUUGUGUAUUUCAGUUUGUUUUGUCUUUUCGGAAUUUCAGCUUCUGGAGAAUUUUGGAAAAGAAUAUUCAAAUUCUCAAUACGAUCUCAAAUGGCAUUAUUUAUUGGAUGCAAAUAAUAAUAUUUUUUAGAAUAGCAUUAUUUGAAUAGUUAAAUUGUAGAAUGCGCGAGAGAUAUAGCAACAGGUUAGCAAAGAGGGUUGAAGCAGUGGUAUAUGAGAACGAUAGAGCGCUGGAAAGAGAUAAUCUGGGAGUGGCAUUGGCCAAAUGUGGGAUGUGGGAUGUGGAAGGAAGGAAAGAGCAGCAGCAGUUAACCAGGUUUCAAGAUCUGUGCAAUCAGACUGGGUGGUGGAAUUGCCUCGAGAGGAUCCAACCAGAGGAAUAAACUUGAAUAAACUUGACAGUAAACUUGAAUUGAGAAAUUUUAGGUGAAAAGAGAAAAGAGACAAGAACGAGAGAUGUGGUAACGACCCAAGAAAGACCUUCUCCAGGGCUACGCAGAGCCGGCUGGAUGCAGCAGCGCAGCGGAACGCGUGCAUCCGCGCGUGUUCGCCAGGGGGAGCGAACACUGCGCUGAUCUGGCAACCAUCCGAGGGCGUUGCCACGUGCGGACAAGAUCCGUCUGGCGUACCGCGCCUGCGGGCGUCUGGGUGCGUGUGAACGUCGGGCGCUGAUUGGCC